CGCUUCUAGGCUAGAUGCAUUCCGCGGUCGUUCCGCCAUGUUCCCGUCCACAACGUAUACUUUAUGGCAGCCCCCGCGAGGAACCUCUCCUCUACAUAUAUCUUCGCAUUGUCCAUAGCAGUGCAAUCAAUUGAGUUCGCAAUUCAACCACCUAUGAGUUCACACGCAUAGUAACCCAACGUUUGGUGUGAAGUCUCUCUCAAAACCGUAUUUGUUUAUUAGACCAAUUUCAAUUUUUUCCUUAGACGCCGCGACUAUUGGCUUGACCUUGUUCAUUGUCUACGCUGGACUUUUCAUCACCUUUAACCUAUGAAAUCGCGAUCACCUUGUUUUUAAUCGUGAAAUUGUUUAGGAAAAGACCAAAUCCUGUUUUUCUUUGUUUGUGAUAGAACGCAAAAUUAAGGGCUGAAACGUACCGUUCUUGUACUACACGCAAACGAUUAUUUUAACCGGUUUUUCGUUCGUGUCGUUCGCCUAAAAUUGUUUAUAAAAGUGACUUUCCCUGCUGUUGGAUGUGCCUAGGGUCCUUACUUCAGGAGUUUAUUUGUCUCAGCAGUCUCAUUCUACCCAUUCUCGUCCUUCCCCCCCACAAACUCUAUUCGGAACGUGUUUCUGGUAGCAUAGAAUCCCCUACGUUUAAGCGCGUGUGUCUUUCUGUGUCUCAGGAACUUUUCUUCAAUCGUCGAAGCUGUACAUCGGAGUCAUCGGAGUUGUAUUACCCUUCGCAUAUCGCAAUUUGCUUCUUCCUUUGACGCCCCCUACGAGUUGACUGUUUCAAAUUUAUUAAGUGGAACUGUCGCUGCUGUCUGUGUUAUUAUACUACUCUUUUUUUUCAUAUAGAAAGGCUCAUAGCGGAAUCUGUUUACACAAGAACCAGGAUGAAGUUUGGCCACAACUUUCAACGCGCUUUGGAGAAUGACAUGCCUCAGGACUGGCAAAGUGCCGCCAUUCAGUACAAGGCUCUUAAGAAAUGCAUUAAGCGGUUCGUCUGUGAACUGUCGUCCCUAGGGCUCAGUAUGGAAACGAUCCGUGACAUCAUUGUUUCCAAUGCCACCCCUGCAGGUCAGGGAAAGGUGCAACCCAUUACUUUGGAGUAUUCUUUGGCCGGGCGGAAAGGAAACAUUAGCCCAAGGCUUAUUGUCCGCAUCGAUCUAGAUGCCGUUAAGUCUGACGAGCGCGCAAAGGCUGUCAUGAAACAGCUGUGCGUCAGCAGACGAGACCCUUCGUUUCAAACGAAGACAACAGGCGGAAAGCCAGUCGCAGAAGUCAUGGAGGAUGAACACUGCAAAUGCUGCGAGCAUUCCGACAACGAGGAACAGAAUGCAAACUUGCAGACAAUGGAGCUUGCCUUGUCCGAGGACCGUGAGUUUUUCUCUAGUCUUAUGGCAGAACUCCGGAAUGUCGAGAACCUGCAGGAGCAGCAACGCGUUUCACUGUUCAACGAAAUCGAAAAGCUCAGCAAGCAGAUUUCAAAAGUGACUUCGCCCCUUCAUCAUUCAACCAAUCAUUCCCUCUACCGCUGGCGGAAAAUCUUUCAAUUGUACAUAGAAGCUGACAUUUUUAUGUCAAGCAAAGAGUGCGAGAAGCAUGCAAUCCGGUCUCCUGAACUCGCCGCCCAGCAUUUGCGCUGGUUCGAUGAACAGGUGUGUCGUUCCAAGUGCUUACCCGCAUCCUCCAAACAUAGAGACGUCGUUCUUUACAAAGAGUUCAUUAGUCUGAACAUGCGUUUGCUGCAAGCAACUUCCUUCCAAACAAUGAACAAGCUUGCAGUGACGAAGAUCUUAAAAAAGUUCGAUAAACGCACUUGUCUCACUGCACAGCCUCUUUUCUUUAAGUGUGUUGCUAGUGAUCCCUUCCUUAUGGCCGACAAUGUCGGCAAGGCAAUCUGUUUCACCCUCUCCAAUUCUCUGUUAUCCAUCGUUCCGCAACUGCAAGAUUUCGAAUGCCCCGUGUGUGCCAGCAUCGCGUACAAACCCGUGCGUUUGAAAUGCUCGCACGUUUUCUGUCUUCAUUGUUUAAUCAUUCUCCAGCGACAAAAGAACCGGUUCUGUCCCCUUUGUCGUGCCGAGGACGUGAUGAAGGCUAAUUCGCUAAACGUUGAUCAUGCGCUUACGAAUUUUAUGGAAACGUACUUCCCCAAAGAAAUUAAGGAGAAGAUGCAGGACAACGAGGAUGAGGAGUUGGGCAUUGUCCGCGUUGUCGCGGACACAAAUGCUUGUACUAUUAUGUGAUUACUCCUUGCGCGUCAGGAUGUUUUGUUAGAUGUUUCAUCUGGACAGCAAGCAACUGCUUGUCAAACAGCUUUUGGUCCUUCGUACAAAAGAACCAUUAAACAAGUUGUUUGCGCGUUCGUUUCCUUCUAUCUAUUUGUUUCUCUUCAUGUUUACCAAUUUGUUGCCGGAUAAAUGGUGCCUAACUGUGUGGGUUUGUUCCUGAAUAUUUGUCUUUGUUUUCAAUGGUGGCUCAAGUUUUUUUAUUUUAUUAUUUCUAUUAUUUAUUGAAUA
Schizosaccharomyces japonicus yFS275 is the source of this 2504-nucleotide messenger RNA. RefSeq names its product ubiquitin-protein ligase E3. The record is from RefSeq and is a predicted model, not a curated record. Gene Ontology annotation, cellular component: cytosol. Lineage: Eukaryota; Fungi; Ascomycota; Schizosaccharomycetes; Schizosaccharomycetales; Schizosaccharomycetaceae. Gene Ontology annotation, biological process: negative regulation of phosphate transmembrane transport. The coding region runs from base 879 to 2231 and encodes 450 amino acids. The transcript has a single exon. Gene Ontology annotation, molecular function: metal ion binding; ubiquitin protein ligase activity.